This is a messenger RNA of Gymnodraco acuticeps, 1255 nucleotides long. RefSeq lists its product as uncharacterized. The coding region runs from base 74 to 1255 and encodes 393 amino acids. The record is from RefSeq and is a predicted model, not a curated record. The transcript is spliced from 3 exons. Lineage: Eukaryota; Metazoa; Chordata; Actinopteri; Perciformes; Bathydraconidae.
UUUACAUAUAAAAGACAAAGACUGUGUGGCUCUGGAGGUGCGGUACCACAAAAGCUGUUACAGUCAGUACACCAUGUUUUUGCUGAGACCUGACAAACCAGAGACAGAACAGGAUGAGGCAAUGUUUGAUGCCAGUUACAAGCUGUUCUGUGAGAGGAUCAUCCGCCAGAGGCUGCUUGUCAACAAUGAGGUGCUUAGAAUGGGCCAGCUGAGGCAGGCCUUCAUUGACAUGGUGAAAGCAAACGAAGGUGUUGAUGCUUCAAACUACAGACAGGAUCUGUUGAAGAAGAGGCUGGCUCAAGAUUUCCCUCAGCUAGCGUUUCACAUGCCCACCAAGCGCAACGUCUGCGAACUAGUUUUUGCUGAGACUUUGUCAAAGGAUGCACUCGUGGACAUGCUACCAGAUCCAUCCGGUACGGAAACAACACAGUCCAGUGAAUUGAGCCAGACAGACAGCGACAAUGAAACAGGGAGAACAAAGUGCCAAACAACACAUGAGGACACAAGGACACUGUAUACAGCAGCGUUGUUUUUGAAAAGACUGCUUAGUGACACUCCUGGCAUGUCAUGCCCAUGGCCUCCCACUUCUGAAAAUGUAAAUGUCACUGAAUCUCAAACUGUUGUCCCCAUUGGACUAUACAAUCUGCUCAGCUGGAUUAUAGGUUCCACUGAGGAGCCAACACUGGAUCAUUAUGUCAACAUUGAUGAUGACGUACAUUUGAAAGUGUUGUCUGUUUGUCAAGACAUUGUGUACCUUGCUUCCAAGGGCCGCAAGCAGACACCCAAGUCCUUGGCUUUAGGUUUAACUGUUCGACAUUUAACUGGAUCAUCACGCAUUGUAUCACUGCUUAACAGACUGGGACAUUGUGCAUCAUGGGACACAGUUUUGAGUCUAGACACUAGCCUUGCCCAACUGACACUAGUAGAAGGCAGAGACAAAAUACCGAAGGGAUUCUCAAAGCGGACACCCACAACACUUGUGUGGGAUAACAUUGACUUUGGUGAGGAGACACUAUCGGGUCGUGGAACUACUCACCAUACAAAUGGAAUUAUGCUCCAGAGUGUGCCCGGCGAGCCUAUGUCCACAGCAAUCAGACAGCCACUGAGAAAGGGAGUUACCUCAUUCAUAGCCCCCCCCCCCCCCAAUGCCUAUACAACCUUACCAUCAGUCCAAAAGGCAAGGGCCACAGAACUUGUGUCAACCAGUGCAGUCAGCGACAUGCAGAAUGGACACCCACUUUGCUGUACAAGCUGA